AUGCCCAAGUCAAAACGAGCCAAGGUCUACCACCUCACGCAGGUGACCAAGAAGACACGCGAGCAAAAGGAGAAGCUCUUUGCCAACAUCCGGGAGUGCAUCCCGCAAUAUCAGCACUGCUUCGUCUUCAGCAUUGACAACAUGCGCAACAACUACUUGAAAGACGUGCGCCACGAGCUAAGCGACUGCCGCCUCUUCUUCGGCAAAACAAAACUCACCGCCCGCGCGCUGGGCACCACCCCGGAGGAGGCGCAAGCCGACGGCCUGCACCACCUGACGCGGUACCUGUCCGGCAGCGUGGGGCUGCUCUUCACCAACCGCUCACCCGACGCCAUCACGUCCUACUUCGCCAGCCUCAGCUACGUCGACUUCGCGCGGGCGGGCAGCGUGGCCACGCGCACCGUCACCGUGCCCCCCGGGAUCGUCUACUCGACGGGCGGGGAGGUGCCCCCGGAGCACGACGUGCCCGUGGCGCACACGCUGGAGCCGGAGCUGCGCCGGCUGGGGAUGCCGACGCGCAUGGUGAAGGGCAAGGUGUGCCUGGGCGGGGACGAGGACGGGGACGGGAUGACGGAGGGGUACACGAUCUGCAAGGAAGGGGACGUGCUGGACUCGCGGCAGACGCGGUUGCUGAAGCUGUUCAGCAUCUGCUUGAGCGAUUUCCGAGUGAGUCUGUUGGCGUACUGGAGCGCGGCGAGCGGGGAGGUGACCGAGUUGGAGGCCGGGAAGAACAGGAGAAAGGAAACGAAGGCGGAUGGGGAUAAGAUGGACGAGGACAAGGAGGAUGAAGAGGAGGACGAGUGA
Molecule: messenger RNA, 804 nt
Organism: Chaetomium strumarium
Lineage: Eukaryota; Fungi; Ascomycota; Sordariomycetes; Sordariales; Chaetomiaceae
Product: ribosomal protein L10-domain-containing protein
Exons: 2
Coding region: 1-804 (267 amino acids)
Biological process (GO): ribosomal large subunit biogenesis; rRNA processing; ribosomal large subunit assembly
Cellular component (GO): nucleolus; preribosome, large subunit precursor
Molecular function (GO): RNA binding
Source: RefSeq, a predicted model, not a curated record